CGAGCGGCUUAACUCCAAAAUCAAAUAUACAUUUUACAUAUCCACUCUUCUUUUAUAUCCAUCCCUUUUCCCAAAUGCCAAUUCUUCCCCCUCUCUCGCCGUACAUGGUGUCUUCUUCUCAUUUAUAUGGGCGACGGAGACGACACUCCAAAACGCCCGCCGGACAAGGACGAUGGAGACACUCUGUCACCGUCUUCGCCGGCGGAGGUGGAACCUUUAUCUGAUGUCCCCCUUUCCGAUGCACCGAUACUCUUUCUUGUGUUUUCACACAAGGCACUUCGCCACGAGCUCUCCGACCUCCACCGAUUGGCUGUUACUGCUUCUAAAAGUCUGUCUAAUCAACGCGAGCUUAUACUUGAGCUCCGCCGGAGAUUUGAUUUCUUCAGACUUGCACAUAAAUAUCAUUCUGCUGUGGAAGAUGAGGUUAUCUUUCUAGCAUUAGAUGUCCGCAUAAAAAACAUUGUACAUAAAUAUUCGCUUGAACAUAACUGUAUAGAUGACCUGUUUGACUCUGUUUUCCAUUGCUUGGAUUCGUUGGAGGCAAAUGAGGACAAUUCUGAGACUUUUCAGGAACUUAUAUCAUGCAUCCGGACCAUGCAUUCCUACAUUUGUCAGCAUAUGCUGAAAGAAGAAGAACAGGUUUUUCCAUUGCUUCUGGAGCAGUUCUCUCCAAAUGAACAAGCUUCAUUUGUGUGGGAGUUCUUUUGCAGCAUUCCCGUAAUCCUGCUGGAGGAAUUGUUGCCAUGGAUUAUCUCCUUUCUCAGUCCUGAAAAACAAGUGGAAGUGAUACAUUGUAUUAGAAAAAUUGUACCCAAGGAAAAAUAUUUGCAGGAGGUGAUAAUUUCUUGGCUUUGUAGGAAUGACCAAUCCUCUUUUGGGGCUUUCACCAAAAUUGGAAAAGAAGCUCGUGAUGGAUGUAUGAGAAGUAUACUGCAGUUGCACUGUUCUGAUAGUCCAGCGAGAGAAACUGGGGAAUCGAAGGACUGUGUGCCAGCUGCUGUCAGAAGCAAUAUGGUUGAACAUCUCCAUCUCUGGCAUCGCGCCAUCCAGAAAGACUUGAAAAAAAUACUGGAAGAGGCAUAUCAAGGAAGAAAUUCAAAAAGUUCCUUAAAGAGCGAUUCAAUAGUAGUCCGGCUGAAAUUCCUUGCUGAUGUCAUAAUUUUCUACAGCAAUGCGUUGAAGAAAUUCUUUUACCCUGUGUUGAAUAAACUUGCCAACAAUCACUUGUCUAUGUGCUCCAGUGAUCAGUUCUCCAUUGAAACUCAUAUAGAAAGUUUACAUCAGUUUCUACAAUGCAACGCUAAAAAUGGUUUAGGUUUGUCUCAGUUUGUAGAGAAGCUUUGCUAUGAACUGGAGUCCCUUGUGAGGGACAUUGGCAAACAAUUUUACUUUCAAGAAACAGAGGUAUUUCCCCUUAUUAGCAAGAACUGCAGUGAUGAUACGCAGUGGGAGCUUUUGUACACAAGCCUUCGUCUGAUGCCACUAGGACUGCUAAAAUGUGUGAUUCCUUGGUAUGCAGCUCAUUUGUCUGUGGACGAAUCCAGGUCCUUCCUUCACUUCAUAAACCAGAUGGGAGAUAAUUUUGCCAAUACAUCUUUUCCAUCCCUCUUACUUGAGUGGUUCCACAUUGAUUAUUCUGGUAAAUCUUCUGGAGAUAUUGGAAAGGACUUGCAGAAAAUAUUCAAGAGUAGAUGCUCAUUUCUGUGUGAGCAAAUCAAGGAAACUGCUGGAUGUUCCUCCCUGCACCCAAACAAACAACCUUGUGGAGAAUCUAAAUCUAGUAAAACAGAACUAAUCCCCACUAACAAGGGCAAGAAGCUUUUUUCAUAUACUUCUUCAGGACCCCACAAAGCUGAAACAUAUGAGACACUCUAUGCAAGUGAAAUAAAUCUGCAUGUAUUUUUUCCUGGAACAAAAAGAUUGUUGCUCCCUUUUCCUAAAUUACCUGGUGGAGAGAGUUCUGCAACUUCCAUUACAGAUGAACCAAAACCAAUGGACCUCAUCUUUUUCUUCCAUAAGGCUCUCAAGAAAGACUUUGAAUGCCUGGUUUCUGGUUCAGCUCGAUUGGUUGAAAACAUCAUGUUUCUUAUGGAGUUCAGCAAGCGUUUCCAUCUUCUGUGGCUUCGGUAUCAAUUUCAUAGUGAUACAGAGGAUGAAAUUGCUUUUCCUGCUCUGGAGGCAAAGGGAAAAGUCCAAAACAUAAGCUAUUCCUACACUAUGGACCACAAGCUUGAAGUUAAACAUUUCCACGAGAUUUCCCUCAUUUUAGACAAGAUGUCUAAAUUGCAUAUUUCAGUUUCUAGCGCUGAUUCCUUCAUGCAGGCACAAAUAAUGGUGAAAUACAAUAAGCUGUGUGUGAAACUUCAUCAUAUGUGCAAAUCAAUGCAUAAAUUACUUUCAGACCAUAUUCACCAUGAAGAAAUUGAACUUUGGCCCUUAUUUAGAGAAUGCUUUUCCAUCCAAGAGCAAGAAAAGAUUUUAGGACUCAUGCUAGGGAAAGCCAGAGCAGAAACAUUACAAGAUAUGAUACCCUGGCUGAUUGGCUCGUUAACACCAGAAGAACAGCAUGCUAUGAUGUCCUUAUUGCGCAAGGUGACAAAAAACACAAUGUUUGAUGAAUGGUUAGGAGAAUGGUGGGAAGGGCAUGAUAUUGCUCAUGUGGCAGAGGAGCCAAAUACUUUGUGCACUUCAGAUCCACUGGAGAUUAUCUCAAAAUAUCUAUCUACCGAUGCUCUUGAAGAGCAAGGCAACAUCCUCUGUGACAAGGGCAUCAAGUUAGAUUGUUUUGGCACUAACGUUGACAUUUUGGGAAAGUGCAAAUUGGAUGAUGAUGCAAAGGUUUCUGAAGUGAAUCAAAAUAAUGAAGGUUCAAAAUCCGAAAAACUUGUCAGUGAAAUUGAAAACAAGACAUGCGAUGAGGUUGCUGGUGUGAGAGUUAAGACAGAUAAACCAGGGCAACCUUUUCAAUCAAAUCCAAAGUCUGGACAUCCUGAGCACAUUUUGACCAUAAGUCAAGAUGAGCUGGAGGCUGCAAUAAGAAGGGUGUCUCGUGACUCAUCCUUAGAUCCUCAAAAUAAAUCGUAUAUAAUACAGAACCUGCUCAUGAGCCGUUGGAUUGUUCGACAACGUAUAUCUCACACACAAUCAAUCAUUUCAAGUAAUGGGGAAGAAAUUCCAGGGGGGCAUCCAUCUUACCGUGAUGCUCUCAAAGUAACCUUGGGUUGCAAACACUACAAAAGAAACUGUAAACUUGUCACUCCCUGUUGCAAUGAGCUCUAUACAUGCAUACGUUGCCAUGAUGAGGUGGCUGAUCAUUCAACAGAAAGGAGAACUAUUACAAAGAUGAUGUGCAUGAAAUGCCUGGCUAUUCAGCCAAUUGCACAGACAUGCUCAACCGUCUCAUGUAACAAUUUAUCCAUGGCAAGAUAUUAUUGCAAGAUCUGCAAAUUGUUUGAUGAUGAAAGGGAAAUAUAUCACUGCCCUUUCUGUAACCUCUGCCGACUAGGGAAGGGAUUGGGCAUUGACUACUUCCAUUGCAUGAAUUGCAAUGCCUGCAUGUCACGGUCUCUUUUAGUGCAUACAUGCAGGGAGAAAUGUUUGGAAGAAAACUGUCCAAUUUGCCAUGAUUACAUUUUCACAUCCAGCAAUCCUGUAAAAGCACUUCCUUGUGGUCAUUUGAUGCACUCAACAUGUUUUCAGGACUACACAUGUACUCAAUAUACGUGUCCAAUCUGUAGCAAAUCACUUGGAGAUAUGCAGGUGUAUUUUAAGAUGUUGGAUGCAUUGUUGGCUGAAGAGAAAAUGCCAGAUGAAUAUUCUGACAGAACUCAGGCCAUAUUAUGUAAUGACUGUGAGAAGAAAGGUGCAGCUCCUUUCCAUUGGCACUAUCACAAAUGCCAAUACUGUGGCUCGUACAAUACCAGGCUUCUAUGAUGCUUGCUCAUAGUAGUCGGUAGGAAAUAAGGAGCUAAGGGACACUCAGAGGAGCAUUUUCUCCUGCGGUAUUUGCACGCAGCACAGGCCUGGCUGGUGCCGCCCUUAAGGGUCAUAUUUCCAGCAGCAUCAAAAUCUUGGGAGACAAUGUGUGUUACAAUUCUACAAGGACAAACCAAGAAGAAGUGGAGGUGAUGAUGAUGAUAUAGUAAGAAAAGAGAGCGAGAGGGUUUGAUGAUUUUGUUGAAACAGAAAUGGGUAAACAUUUUUUGAUGCGGAAUAAGUCUGAUAUGAGCGGAUUUGCUGGAUGUGAAGAGACUGAUUAAAAGAGAAGAUUGAAUAUUGAAGAGAGAGAGAGCGAAUUUAAUGCUGUUUCUUUCAAGGACAAGUGUCGAUGGUCUAGCAGGGUUCUAUUUUCUGGGGCUAUAAUGUUCUGCUUUGCGCUUCUCUUUUGUUACUUUAAAACGUGGCUUGGCUUUCACAGGUUUCAGAGCCAGAUCAGAUGAGACCUUUGCUCUACGUCUCCACUUGCUCAAGUUUUAAUUGUAUAUAUAUAACAAAGAAGAGACCAAGUAACGAUUUUUGUUAAUGA
Messenger RNA from Manihot esculenta (cassava), 4525 nucleotides. Its product is annotated as zinc finger protein BRUTUS-like At1g18910. Gene Ontology annotation, biological process: ubiquitin-dependent protein catabolic process; protein ubiquitination. Bases 127 to 3933 code for a protein of 1268 amino acids. Gene Ontology annotation, cellular component: nucleus. The record is from RefSeq and is a predicted model, not a curated record. NCBI's taxonomy places the organism in Eukaryota, Viridiplantae, Streptophyta, Magnoliopsida, Malpighiales, Euphorbiaceae. Gene Ontology annotation, molecular function: ubiquitin protein ligase activity; zinc ion binding. The transcript is spliced from 13 exons.